Hyla sarda is the source of this 28253-nucleotide messenger RNA. It is a transcript of the gene OBSCN, whose product is annotated as obscurin, cytoskeletal calmodulin and titin-interacting RhoGEF. Gene Ontology annotation, biological process: protein phosphorylation. NCBI's taxonomy places the organism in Eukaryota, Metazoa, Chordata, Amphibia, Anura, Hylidae. The record is from RefSeq and is a predicted model, not a curated record. Gene Ontology annotation, molecular function: protein kinase activity; ATP binding; protein binding.
AUGGAUUCCAGUUCAUUCAGCGGGGUGCCGCGCUUUCUCACCAGGCCCAAAGCCUUCAUGAUGUCUGUGGGUAAAGACGCCUCCUUGAGUUGUCAAAUUGUUGGCAAUCCUGCACCCACAGUCACCUGGGAGAAGGACAAGCUACAGAUCGAUUCGGGAGGCCGCUUCAAGAUGGUGCAGGAUGGGCAACUCUACCAGCUGACCAUCUACGACUUAUCAUUUCAGGACAGUGGCCAGUACAUCUGCCGAGCCAUUAACAACAUUGGGGAGGCAUUUGCUGCCGUUACAGUUAAGGUGGAAGAGGAAAAUGCAGUGGUGGAAUGUGCGCCCUACUUUAUCCUGAAGCCAACAACCUCCCAAGUUAGCCUGGGAGAAGAUGCCACCUUUCAUUGCCGGGUGCUAGGCCACCCAUCACCUGUGGUAACCUGGGAAAAAGAUGGCCGACUGGUUGGAACAACCACUGAUUCAAGCCACGUACGUGUAGAGUCUCAUGGAGAUUCCAGCACUCUGCAGAUCCACUGUAUUCGUUUUUCAGACAGUGGGACAUAUUUAUGUCGAGCAGAGAACUCUGUUGGCCAGGCCAAGGCUUCUGCUUCAUUGUCUAUAGACUCUUUUAGUAAUCUUAAUGCUAAAAGUACCAAUGCGGUUGAAUCUUCAUAUGGUAAAACUGCCUCGCUGCUGUCUCACCUCCAGAAACGUCGCGAGGAGAUCCGGAAAACAGACCUGUCCAUUAUGGCGUCCUACGACUCAAACACCACGUGCUAUGGCGCUUUGGAUACAUUUACUGGUCUGGGAUUAUCUCUGGACUAUGAGAGGGCGGCCACUCUGACACCCAAAGUUCACCGCGAAGGUACCCUGGGUGUCCUCACCCGCACUUGCACUGUGACGGAAGGUAAACAUGCCAAAAUGAGCUGCUUUGUCACUGGUGAACCCAAGCCCGAGAUUGUGUGGAAAAAGGAUGGUGAGGUAAUCACGGAGGGCCGGAGACAUGUGGUCUACGAGGACGAGCUGGAGAACUUUGUGCUGAAAAUUUUAUUUUGCAAACAAAUUGACAAUGGAUUGUACACGUGCACAGCAUCCAACCUGGCUGGUCAGACCUACAGUUCUGUGCUGGUCAUAGUCAAAGAGCCUAGAGUUCCUUUCCGAUCAAAGCUACGAGACGUGGAGGUGAGGGAGAAGGAGACAGCCACCUUUCAGUGUGAGGUUCCACUUACCAUCACUGAAUCCGCCUGGUACAAGGAAGAGACCAAAAUCCACCAAAGCUCGAAGUAUAAUAUAGAGGAAGAAGGGACUGUCCGGAGACUGACCAUCCAGAAUGUCACUACAGAUGACGAUGCGGUGUACAUCUGUGAGAUGAAAGAGGGCAGCCGCACCAUCGCUGAGCUGUCUGUCCAAGGUAACAUAAUAAAGAAGCUUCCCCGCAGGACAGCGGUUCCGCACAGUGAUACCGCCAUCUUCUGUGUAGAGCUGGACAAUGAUUGUCAGAAGGUCAGGUGGAUAAUCAAUGGGCAGAGUGUUAUCCCUGACGGGCGCAUCUCUAUCUCCUCCUCUGGUAAACAGCACACCAUGAUCAUUCGCGAGUGCAAAAACAGUGACGCCGGGGAGAUCGCAUUCAUAGCCGAUGAGUGUAAGACGUCCACCCAAUUCACCGUCACCACUUUAAGAAAACCUCCUUCAAACGCCCCCAUUAACCCUGUGGUGACUGACAAGAAUGAAACAUCUGUCAAAUUAGCCUGGUCCCCUCCCCCAAUGGACAGGCCAGUGCCCAUUGAUGGGUACAUUGUAGAACGGAAAAAGCUUGGAGCCAUGAACUGGGUGAGGUGCCACGAAUCCUCCAAUGUACCCACCCCAGAGUUCAUCGUCAACCAUGUUCCGGAAGAAGGAAGCUUCCAAUUCCGGGUCAGUGCUGUGAACAGCUAUGGGCAGAGCCCCCAUCUGGAGUUUCUGGGAACAUUAUACCUCGAACCUAUUCCUUCCAUUAAGACCCCUCUUAGGCCGGUGGAGGUCUCAGUUGGUGGGGAGGCCACUUUCUCCGUUGACCUCACCACGGUGUCUGCCGGUUCGUGGUCGAUAAAUGGGAAGGUGGUAGAGAGCAGUGACCAGUAUGUGGUGAAGCGGGUGAAGAAUACCCACAUGCUGCUGAUCAAGAGCGUCACCCAAGACUUGGACCAGGCCGACGUCACAUUCACAUGUAAAGCGGUCGAGAGCAGCACCAAACUCAGGAUUAAAGCUCUUCCUCACUUCACCAGUAAGAGGUGCUCUGAAGUUCAGGUGACGUCUGGGGAGCAAGCAGAGUUCUCGUCAGAGACUUCGGAGGAAAACAUCCGGGUUCUGUGGCAUAAGGAUGGCAAAGAGAUCCGACACUCAAAGAAGUUCCAGCUGGAGACCAGGGGAAAACUCCAGAAGCUGCUGAUCUCCUCUGUCCGGAGGGAAGAUGAAGGGACAUACACCUGCAGCGUGGGGGAGGACAUCACCACAUUCACCCUACAGGUUACAGAGCCAGAGCCGGCCUUCAUCAACCAGGACAAGGUCCAGAAGGAGGUGGUGGCCAAACUGACAGAGAGCGCCACCCUGAGCUGUGAGGUCUCCGAGGGGAAGACAGAGGUGAAAUGGUACAAGGAUGGGAAGCUGAUCACCUCUAGCAAGAAACUGAAGAUGGAGACCGAGAGCAAAUAUCGGCGUCUGGUGGUGGAGCAGGUGGAGAAGAAGGACGCUGGAGAGUACAGCUGUGAGGCGGCCGGACAGAAGAUCAACUUCAAGAUUAUAGUGAAAGAGCCAGAACCGGCCUUCAUCAACCAGGACAAGGUCCAGAAGGAGGUGGUGGCCAAACUGACAGAGAGCGCCACCCUGAGCUGUGAGGUCUCCGAGGGGAAGACAGAGGUGAAAUGGUACAAGGAGGGGAAGCUGAUCACCUCCAGCAAGAAACUGAAGAUGGAGACCGAGGGCAAAUAUCGGCGUCUGGUGGUGGAGCAGGUGGAGAAGAAGGACGCUGGAGAGUACAGCUGUGAGGUGGCCGGACAGAAGAUCAACUUCAAGAUCAUUGUCAAAGAGCCAGAGCCGGCAUUCAUCAACCAAGACAAGGUCCAGAAGGAGGUGGUGGCCAAACUGACAGAGAGCGCCACCCUGAGCUGUGAGGUCUCCGAGGGGAAGACAGAGGUGAAAUGGUACAAGGAUGGGAAGCUGAUCACCUCCAGCAAGAAACUGAAGAUGGAGACUGAGGGCAAAUAUCGGCGUCUGGUGGUGGAGCAGGUGGAGAAGAAGGACGCUGGAGAGUACAGCUGUGAGGUGGCCGGACAGAAGAUCAACUUCAACAUCAUUGUGAAAGAGCCAGAGCCGGCCUUUAUCAACCAGGACAAGGUCCAGAAGGAGGUGGUGGCCAAACUGACAGAGAGCGCCACCCUGAGCUGUGAGGUCUCCGAGGGGAAGACAGAGGUGAAAUGGUACAAGGAUGGGAAGCUGAUCACCUCCAGCAAGAAACUGAAGAUGGAGACCGAGAGCAAAUAUCGGCGUCUGGUGGUGGAGCAGGUGGAGAAGAAGGACGCUGGAGAGUACAGCUGUGAGGUGGCCGGACAGAAGAUCAACUUCAAGAUUAUAGUGAAAGAGCCGGAGCCGGCCUUCACCAACCAGGACAAAGUCAAGAUGGAAGUCUGUGCUUUUGCAACAGAGAGCGCCACCCUGAGCUGUGAGGUCUCCCAGGAGAAGACAGAGGUGAAAUGGUACAAGGAUGGGAAGCUGAUCACCACCAGCAAGAAACUGAAGAUGGAGACAGAGGGCAAAUAUCGGCGUCUGGUGGUGGAGCAGGUGGAGAAGAAGGACGCUGGAGAGUACAGCUGUGAGGCGGCCGGACAGAAGAUCAACUUCAAGAUUAUAGUGAAAGAGCCAGAGCCGGCCUUUAUCAACCAGGACAAGGUCCAGAAGGAGGUGGUGGCCAAACUGACAGAGAGCGCCACCCUGAGCUGUGAGGUCUCCGAGGGGAAGACAGAGGUGAAAUGGUACAAGGAUGGGAAGCUGAUCACCUCCAGCAAGAAACUGAAGAUGGAGACCGAGAGCAAAUAUCGGCGUCUGGUGGUGGAGCAGGUGGAGAAGAAGGAUGCUGGAGAGUACAGCUGUGAGGUGGCCGGACAGAAGAUCAACUUCAACAUCAUUGUGAAAGAGCCGGAGCCGGCCUUCACCAACCAGGACAAAGUCAAGAAGGAAGUCUGUGCUUUUGUAACAGAGAGCGCCACCCUGAGCUGUGAGGUCUCCCAGGAGAAGACAGAGGUGAAAUGGUACAAGGAUGGGAAGCUGAUCACCUCCAGCAAGAAACUGAAGAUGGAGACCGAGGGCAAAUAUCGGCGUCUGGUGGUGGAGCAGGUGGAGAAGAAGGACGCUGGAGAGUACAGCUGUGAGGCGGCCGGACAGAAGAUCAACUUCAACAUCAUUGUCAAAGAGCCGGAGCCGGCCUUCACCAACCAGGACAAAGUCAAGAAGGAAGUCUGUGCCAUUGCAACAGAGAGCGCCACCCUGAGCUGUGAGGUCUCCCAGGAGAAGACAGAGGUGAAAUGGUACAAGGAUGGGAAGCUGAUCACCUCCAGCAAGAAACUGAAGAUGGAGACUGAGGGCAAAUAUCGGCGUCUGGUGGUGGAGCAGGUGGAGAAGAAGGACGCUGGAGAGUACAGCUGUGAGGCGGCCGGACAGAAGAUCAACUUCAAGAUUAUAGUGAAAGAGCCAGAACCGGCCUUCAUCAACCAGGACAAGGUCCAGAAGGAGGUGGUGGCCAAACUGACAGAGAGCGCCACCCUGAGCUGUGAGGUCUCCGAGGGGAAGACAGAGGUGAAAUGGUACAAGGAUGGGAAGCUGAUCACCUCCAGCAAGAAACUGAAGAUGGAGACUGAGGGCAAAUAUCGGCGUCUGGUGGUGGAGCAGGUGGAGAAGAAGGACGCUGGAGAGUACAGCUGUGAGGCGGCCGGACAGAAGAUCAACUUCAACAUCAUUGUGAAAGAGCCGGAGCCGGCCUUCAUCAACCAGGACAAAGUCCAGAAGGAGGUGGUGGCAAAACUGACAGAGAGCGCCACCCUGAGCUGUGAGGUCUCCGAGGGAAAGACAGAGGUGAAAUGGUACAAGGAUGGGAAGCUGAUCACCUCCAGCAAGAAACUGAAGAUGGAGACUGAGGGAAUAUAUCGGCGUCUGGUGGUGGAGCAGGUGGAGAAGAAGGACGCUGGAGAGUACAGCUGUGAGAUGGCCGGACAGAAGAUCAACUUCAACAUUAUUGUCAAAGAGCCGGAGCCGGCCUUCACCAACCAGGACAAGGUCCAGAAGGAGGUGGUGGCCAAACUGACAGAGAGCGCCACCCUGAGCUGUGAGGUCUCCCAGGAGAAGACAGAGGUGAAAUGGUACAAGGACGGGAAGCUGAUCACCUCUAGCAAGAAACUGAAGAUGGAGACCGAGGGCAAAUAUCGGCGUCUGGUGGUGGAGCAGGUGGAGAAGAAGGACGCUGGAGAGUACAGCUGUGAGGCGGCCGGACAGAAGAUCAACUUCAAGAUCAAUGUAAAAGAACCAGAAGCCAAGUUCUUGAAGAAGUCCGAACAGAAAGAAGUAGUGAUUGUACAGGAGCACGAGGACAUCACCCUACUGACCUCUGUCCACCCUCAGAAUGCUCAGGUCAAAUGGUUUAAAGAUGGCAUUGAGCUGAGUGCUUCCAAAAAGUGCCAAAUAUCUGCUGACGGUGCAUCCAGGACUCUCAUCAUAAGAACUGCAGAAAGCACCGACGGUGCAGUGUACACCUGUAGCAUGGGUACUGGCAAGCAGGAGUUCCGGGUUCAGGUCAAAGAAAUCCCAGUGAAGUUUGUGAAGAAGCUGGAGUCUGUGACCGGAGAGACUGGCUCGUCUGUCACAUUGACCUGUGAGCUGAGCCAAACCAAAGGGAACGUUAUCUGGAGGAAGAAUGGAGAAGAAAUUAAACCGAGCAAACGCACCCAGAUCCAGUCAGAUGGAGACAAACGCAGCCUGACCAUCUGCCAACUAAAAGCCGAGGACGGAGGGGAGUAUUCCUGCGAGUCCCGGGAUGAGAAAACCAUAGCAAAGCUCACAACCAAAGCUCCACGUGUGGUUAAGUUCUCCGCAGAACUCAGUAACAUGGUGGUGGAGGAGGGCGGGGAGGCCGUAUUUAAAUGCACCGUGUCCCCGGAUGACGCUGAGGUGACAUGGUACAUAAAUGGGGUACAGAUCGAAAAGAGCAAUAAAUACAAGUUCAGCAAGAAAGGAGCCAUCCACAGUCUGAGCAUCAGCAACCUGACCCUACAGGAUGAGGCCGAAAUUACUGCAAUGGCUGAAGGGGUGAAAUCUACGGCCAGCCUGAAGGUCCGAGAGGCCCCGGUGCUGUUUAAGAAGAAGUUGGAGGCGGUCACCGUAGAGGAGAGACAGACCGUGCGCCUGGAGACUGAGCUCUCCAAACCCUCCAAAGACGUAAAAUGGAUGAAGAACGGUGUCGUCCUUCAGUCCGGGAACGACAUCGACAUCGGGUCUGACGGAACCAAACAGAUCCUUAUUCUAAAGAACGUGACGUUCGCUGAGCGCGGGCUGUACGGCUGCGAGACCCUGGAUGACUCCACACAGGCCAAGCUCAAUGUGGAGAUUCGGCAGGUGAAGCUGGUCAGAGGGCUGCGGGAUGUGGAGGUCCGUGAGAAGGACUCCGCCACCUUUGAGCUGGAGCUCUCACAUGAAGAUGUUGAAGGGUCCUGGAUGAAGGAUGGGUUGAAGAUGAAACCUUCAGAAUCCUGUAAGAUUAUAGUGAAUGGCAAAAAGCAUGGACUCCUCCUGUCAUCUGUAAAACAAGAAGAUGCCGGAGCCGUGGCUUUCAAAUCUGAGGGAAUCCAGACCUCGGCCAAACUGAUUGUGAAAGAGCCUCCAGUGACGAUCACUCAUGCACUACAAGACAUGACCUCCGAGGAGAAGGACAAGGUGACCCUGGAAUGUGAGGUAUCGAGGGCGAACGCUGAGGUCAAGUGGCUUAAGGACGGAUCGGAGCUACGGCCAAGCAAAAAGAUCACAAUCAUUUCCCAAGGUAACAAGCGCAACCUCACCAUCCACAAGUGCGAAUAUGACGACAAAGGAACGUACGUGUGCGACGCCGGCGACGACAAGAGCUCCGCCCAGCUGACUGUGAAAGCUCGGGACAUCCGCUUCAUUAAGCCGCUAGCCGACGUGGAUGUGACGGAGAAGGAAUCGGCUUCAUUCGUCUGUCAGAUUUCUCACGACGACGUCCAAACUCAGUGGUACAAAAACGGCGCAAAACUAAGGGCGGGAGAGAACGUGAAGCUGCGCCAGGAAGGAAGGACGUUCUCCUUGACCUUCAAGAGUGUUCAGGCUGAAGAUGCCGGAGAAAUUAAACUGGUGGCUGAAAAUGCAGAAUCCUGCGCCAAUCUGCGCAUCAAAGAACUUCCAGUGAAAAUAACCAAGCUGUUGCGGGAUAAGAUCGCCAUAGAGAAGCAUCGGGCAUUCCUGGAGUGCCAAGUGUCCCGUGCCAGUGCCGAGGUGACCUGGUACAAGAAGGACAAAGUGAUCCAGGCCGGAGAUCGCUACGAGAUCAUCAGUCAGGGGCUGUACAGGAAACUGAUCAUCAACGAGGUGGAGUUCACCGACGAGGACACCUACACGUGUGACGCUGGAGACGACAAGACCUCCGCUACCCUGCUCAUCGAGGAACAAUCUAUUAACAUAGUCAGUGAGUUGAGUGAGGUGUCGGUGACUCAGCCGGAGAAGGCGACCUUUGAGUGUGUGACGUCCAUUGUAUCAGUGAAGCCCCCCAAGUGGAUCCUGGGGGGUGAAGUUCUUCAGGAUGGAGGGAACGUCAGCAUUGAGCAGGAGGGGACGCUGCAUCGUCUGACCCUGUGGAAGACGUCCCCAGAGAUGAGCGGCGCCCUCCAGUUUCACAUUGGGAAAUCUAAGUCUACAGCUAACCUGGUAGUGAAGGAUAUUCUGGUUCAGGUCACACAGGCACUGGAGGAUAAGACGAUCAGUGAGCGCCAGUCUGUCCUGCUCUCCUGUGAGUUCAAGCCUCCUCCCAAGUUUGUGGAAUGGUUCCGGGAAAAGACACUGAUCGAAGCCUCAGACAGAUACAGGAUGAAGCAGGAGCGCGGCACAGCAGAGCUGAGGAUCGUGAAGGCUACUCCCGAGGAUGGCGGCACAUACACCUGUAAAGCUGGAUCAGCCGAGACCUCCGCCACACUCACAGUACAAGCUCGGGACGUCAAAGUACUGAAACCUUUGGAGAGGGUGGAAGUGGAGGAGGAGAGCUGCGCCAUCUUCUCCUGUGAGCUGUCCCACGAUGACGAGGAGGUGGAAUGGUUCCUAAAUGGCACGCUACUCUACAGCAACAACUACAACGACAUCAAGAAGAUUGGCGGCUGCCACACCCUGACCCUGAGACAAGUGGCUGCCCAGGACUCUGGGACUGUGACUGCCAAGACCCAGAAGCUGACACUCAGUGCAGAACUGAAGGUCAGAGAGAAACCUGCAGUAUUCAUGAAGUCUCUGGACGAUGCGGUGGGAGAGGAGCGAGGGACGGUCACUCUAAAGUGUGAGGUCUCCAAACCCAAAGUCACUGCCAUCUGGAAGAAGGACGACCUGGUCCUGCCCAAUGGAGACAAAUAUCAACAGAUCCAGGCAGGAAAAACCGUGUCCCUCACCAUCCACAAUCUGAACAAGGCUGACGCCGGACUCUACACCUGUGACAUCGGCACCGACAUCGCCAAAUCCAAAGUGGGAGUUCAAGAGCUCAACAUCGGAAUCACAAAGCGCCUAAAGAGCGCCGAGGCCAAGGAAGGCGAGAGCUGCAGCUUCGAGUGUGUCCUGUCACAUGAGAGCAUCGACGAAUGUUCUUGGACGGUGAGCGGGAAGGAUGUGGAGAGCGAUGAGAGAUUCGAGGUGUCCAACAAGGGACGGAAAUACCUGCUGAACAUAAAAGAGGUGAAGGCCAGCGAUGCCGGGGAUGUGGUCUUCACAGCUCGCAAUCUGUCGUCCAAAGCCACGCUGACUGUCAGAGAGAAGCCGGCGGUUAUAUCCAAACCCCUUGAAGAUAAAUCCACCAUCGCCGGAGAGGACGUCGUACUGAAAUGUGAACUCUCCAAGGACGACACAAACGUGAAGUGGUCUAAGGAUGGGAAAGUUCUGAAGAGAAGUCAGAAGUACGAGAUCUGCCAGGAGGGGACGGAGACCUGGGUCAUAAUUCAUGAAGCCUCCACCAAGGAUUCUGGAGAAUACGUCUGUGAGACGACCAUCUCCAAAACCAAAGCCUCUGUGCAGGUCACAGAGAAACCCAAUAGAUUCAUUAAGGAGAUUUCAGACGUAAAGUCGGAGGAGGGGGAGGCCGCCGUCUUCACCUGUGAGUGUAAGAGAAGCCCCCUCACCAUAAAGUGGAGGAAAGGUAUCACUGAGCUUAAGAUGUCCAAGAAGUACGAGCUCAGCCAGAAAGGGAAUGUCCUUAGCCUUACCAUUAAUGACCUGGAGAAGAGCGACAGCGACACUUACAUAUGUGAUAUCGGAGACGCCCAGACCAAGGCCUCCCUCACCGUCACAGCUGUACAAGCUUUCUUCAGACGUGAAGUGCAGAGCACAGAGGCAGAGGAAGGAGCCACAGCGACCUUUACUUGUGAAGUCUCCAAUGAGAAAGCUGCGGUGCAGUGGAAAAAGGAUGGAGAACUACUGAGGUCCAGCAAUAAGUAUGAGAUGAAGAUGAAGGAUCUUAGAGUGGAGUUAUUGGUUCACAAUGUGGUGAAAGAAGAUUCUGGAACGUAUACUUGUGAAACCGGGGAACUGACUUCUUCUGCAACGUUAACCGUGAAGGCUGUCCAGGUCUUGUUUAAAAAAGGUCUCCGUAAUGAGAAAGCCAAGGAGGGCGGCACGGUGAAGCUACACUGUGAGCUCAGCAAGUCCGGGGCCCCUGUGAAGUGGACAAAAGAUGAAGAAGUCAUAGAGAGCAGCGACAAGUAUGACAUCAAGCAAAAAGGGGCUGUGGUGGAACUUGUCAUUCUACAUGCUAAACCAGAAGACUCUGGAGACUACACGUGUGACACCGGAGACAAGAAGAGCACAUCUCAUGUGACCAUAACUGCUCUUCCAGUUCGUUUUAAGCAAGAUCUGAAGGAUUGUGAUGUACAAGAAGGCUCCACCAUCACCCUGUCCUGUGAGAUCUCUAAGGCUGAUGCUCAUGUCAAAUGGCAGAAAGGUGUUUCUGUCCUCGAGGCCAAUGACAAGUAUGAAUUCAUGCAGAAGGGAACUGUAGUGGAGCUGGUCAUCAAGGAUGUGAAACCUGAGGAUUCUGGGACUUACACCUGUGAUAGCGGAGAUCAGCAGACCUCUGCCCGGGUUAAAGUGCAAGAAAUUCCAGCCCACUUCACCCAGGAGCUGACCCAACAGGAAGCCAAUGAAGGCACCUCCAUCACUCUGCACUGUGAACUCAACAAGUCGGAUGCCUCAGUAGAGUGGAGAAAGGAGAACAAUGUGAUCAAGCAGAGCAAGAAGUACAAGAUCCGCCAGGAGGGGCUGACUGCAGAGCUGAUCAUACGUGACCUGGUACCAGAGGACGGUGGGGAUUACACCUGUGUCUGUGGAGACCACAAGACAACCAGCACUGUGACCGUCACCGCGUCACCUCCGCUCUUUAAAGAAGAGCUAAAGAACGAAAUGGCAACUGAAGGAGAACAGGCCACGCUUCGCUGCGAGCUCUCCAAACCCGGGGCCUCCAUAGAGUGGAGAAAAGGGGAACAGGUCCUUAAAUCUGGAGACAAAUACAUGAUGAGGCAGGAGGGGCCGACUGCAGAGCUGGUUAUUAGAAAUCUAGACGACAGUGACUCUGCACAUUACACCUGUGUAUGCGGAGAGCAGGCGACCACAGCCUCGCUGACCAUCAAUGCUCUUCCGAUCCUCUUCAAACAAAAACUCACAGACAAUGAGGCAGUAGAAGGAGAAAAUACGACCCUCAGCUGUGAGCUCUCCAAGCCGGUCACCUCUGUGGUGUGGAAGAAAGGACAAGCCACACUGAAACCAAGUGAUAAAUACUCAAUGAGUUUGGAGGGUUCGGUGGCAGAGCUGACCAUUCAGAACCUUGCCAUAAAAGAUAGUGGAAUCUACAGCUGUGAAUACGAAGGGCAAGAGACGGCAGCAAACAUCAAAGUCAAUGAACGGCCCAUCCUCUUCACCCGUGAGCUGACCAAUGAAGAGGGGACAGAGGGUGGGGUUGUGACUCUGACCUGUGCAUUCACCCAGCCCCCAACUUAUGUGGAAUGGAGAAAAGGCCAGAAAGUGAUCAAAUCAGGACAGAAAUAUGAAAUGCGCCAGGAGCGAGCCACCGCGCAGCUUAUUAUCCGGGACUUAGAGCUGAAGGACACUGGGGACUACUCAUGUGUGUGUGGGGAGCAGCAGUCCACCGCCGUUGUUUUAGUAAAUGCUCUUCCUGUCCAUUUUAAACACUGCUUGACGGACGAGAAGGUGGCGGAGGGCGAGAGGCUGGUCCUCCACUGCGAACUAAGCAAACCCGAUGAAAGUGUAGACUGGAAAAAGGGACAAACGCUCCUUCAAGACUCCAAGAAAUAUGUCCUGAGACAGGAGGGCGCCAUCGCCGAGCUGGUCAUCACUGACCUAUGUGAGGAGGAUGCAGGAACCUAUAGAUGUGUUUAUAAAGAUCAAGAAACCUCGGCGACCGUGAAUGUCACAGCUUUACCACCAAGAUUUAAGCGAGAACUCAAGAACCAGGAUUGUACCGAAGGGCGCUCGGCUCUUCUGAGCUGUGAACUGAACAAGGCAAAUGCCCAACUGGAGUGGAGGAAAGGAGACCAGGUGCUCCAGACAGGGAACAAGUACAAGAUGGCCCAGGACGGCUGUAAUGCCGAGAUGGAGAUUUUUAAUGUAGACCUUCAAGAUGGAGGGAAGUAUACGUGUGUGUGUGGAGACCAAAAGACAUCGGCCACCCUCAUAGUGAACGCCUUACCCCCAGAAUUUAAGGAGGAGCUAAAAAAUCAGGAAGCCAUAGAAGGUGACACGGUCACUCUACACUGCGAGCUGACCAAACCCAAUGCGCCUCUGGAAUGGAGAAAAGGUCACAAAAUCAUCAAUUCCAAUGACAAGUACAAAGUCAUCCAGGAAGGUCUGAUGGCUGAACUGGUUGUCCGCAACGUGGACCAACAAGAUAUCGGGAGAUAUAUUUGUGUUUGUGGAGAUAAUCAGACGGCGGCCACAGUGACCGUCAAGGCUCUUCCUCCACAAUUCAAAGAUGGAUUGGACAACAAGGAAGGUAUGGAAGGAGAAUUCGUGACUUUGCAAUGUACCUUGACCAAGCCAAAGGCUUCUCUGGAGUGGAGGAAAGGGCAAAAGACCCUGAAACCAAGCAACAAAUAUAAGUUUGUCCAGGACGGUCUCAGGGCAGAGCUGGUCAUUCACAGCCUGGAUCUGGACGACGCCGGGGAAUACACGUGUGUCUGUGGAGAACAACAAACCUCAGCUUUAGUGGCUGUAAAGGCUCUUCCCCCACAAUUUAAGGAAGAAUUAAAGGGAAAGGAAGGUGUUGAAGGAGAAUCUGUGACUUUAUGCUGCACUGUGACCAAACCGAAGGCUCCGCUGGAAUGGAGAAUAGGGGAGAAGACACUCAGCCCUGGAGACAAGUAUAGAAUCAUCCAGGAAGGUCUUAGUGCUCAGCUGGUGAUCAGUCAUCUGGAUGCUCAGGAUGCCGGAGAGUACAUGUGUGUAUGUGGAGACCAUCAGACCACUGCAUCCCUGACCGUGAAGGUGUUACCCGUGCUCUUCACCCGGCCGCUCCACAAUGUUGACGCCCAGGAGGAGCACUCAGUCACCCUGCAGUGUGAGGUCUCCAAGGCCGGGGCGGCGGUGGAGUGGAGCAGAGCUGGGCUGGGACUGCAGGCCGGAGCCAAGUAUGAGAUGAAGCAAAAGGGAAAUGUGAGGGAACUGCUGAUCCACAACCUGAGGCUGGAGGACACAGGAGAAUACAGCUGUAAUACUGGAGACCAGGAAACCAAGGCCUACCUGACCGUCACAGCCCUCCCCAUCGUGUUUGUGAAGCCUCUGAAGAACACUGUGGUAGAAGACGGGGUGACAGUGACCCUGCGCUGUGAAACCUCCAAGCCCAAUGUCCCAGUGGAGUGGAGGAAGGGGACAGUAGCCAUCUUCCCUUGUGCCAAGUAUGAGAUGAAACAAGAUGAAGCGGUGGCUGAGUUGGUCAUCUACGAUGCUGAGGCUGAGGAUGCCGCAGAUUACACGUGUGACACCGGAGACCAGCAAACCACGGCCACCAUCAAAGUGAACGUCCUCCAGUUCGUUAAGAAUUUGCAGAACACAGAGGCGGAGGAGGGGAGCAGUGCUCACUUCCGCUGUGAGGUCUCUGACAAAAUGUCAUCUGUUGACUGGUGGAAAGGAGGCGAGAAGCUACAGCCCAACCACAAGUACGAGAUGCGGCAAGAUGGCACCGUGCAAGAAUUAAUAAUCCACAACCUGGUGAUAGAGGAUGCUGGUGAAUACACAUGUACUGCCCGGAGCAAGCGGACCUCUGCGAGCCUCACUGUCAGAGAGCUGGAUGUCACCAUUGUCCAAGGUCUGAAGGACCUGUCCGUAUUCGCUGGGGAGGAUGCCGUGUUCAGAUGUGACAUAUCCCAUGAAAACGCCCGUGACGUGGAGUGGAAGCUGCAGGGGAUCACUCUGGAGAACAAUGAGAUGAACAAGAUCUCAGUAGAGAAAGGCAGAUCCCAUGUUCUGAAGCUCAGCGGUGUGACCCUAGAUGACUCUGGGAGCGUGUCCUUCAGGGUGGGGCCGUACGUGUCCACAGCCGAGCUCACCGUCAAGGCUCCACUCCCGUUGUUUACACGAGAACUGUCGGACAUGGAGGUGGAGGAGGACUCCUCGGUAGUCCUCCAGUGUGAGCUCUCUCAGCCCAGUGUUCCUCUGGUUUGGAGGAGAGAAGCCGAGCAGAUCUCUCCCAGUGCAAAGUACAAUCUCCUGGACCACGGCAAAGUUCAGAUCCUGCAGAUCCACAACGCCAAGCCUGAAGAUUCUGGAACGUACUCCUGUGACAUCGGGAACCAGAAAUCCAAGGCCAAAGUCACCAUUAUAGCCGUCCCAGUGGUGUUUGAGCAGAAGCCGGAGGACCAGGUUAGUGAGGAGGGAUCCACCGUAAUUAUACGGGCGCAGAUCUCAAAGCCCAACGCUUGUGUAAAGUGGAUGAAGGGAACCGCGCAGAUUACGGCCCGCGAGAACAUCAACAUCAAACAGAAAGGGAAAAGUGUGGAGCUGAUAAUCCAGCCGGCCCGUCCAGAGGACUCUGCAGACUACACGUGUGACACAGGGGAUCAGACGGCCACAUCUACCCUGCUGGUGACGGCGCUACCUGUACUGAUCACCUGCCACCUGCAGAACCAGCAAGGAGAAGAGAACGGAUCAGUCACCCUGAGGGCCCAGGUAUCCAAGCCUGAUGCCCCCGUACAGUGGAAGAAAGCCGGAGCGGCCUUAAAACCAGGGGCCAAGUAUGAGAUGAAGCAGUCGGGCUGCGUAGUAGAGCUCUGCAUACACAAGCUGCAGCCGCCCGACGCCGGAGAGUACAGCUGUGACACCGGGCACCAGACCUCCACCGCUACCAUCACUGUGAACGAGCCAGAACCUUUCAUUGUGGACCAGCUGCAGAACGUGUCUGUGGAGGAAGGAGAGGACGCCAUCUUUAAAUGUAAGGUGUCCAAGGACAAUGCUCCUGACGUGCAGUGGUACCUGGCGGGAGUCCCACUACAGUCCAAUGAGAUGAAUGAGAUCGCGGUCCACAAGGGCAAGAUUCACACCCUGACCCUGAAGAAGGUGACGCUGGAAGACUCGGGCCUGGUCAGCUUCAGGGUCGGACAGAACACAACUGCAGCCGAACUGCAGGUCAAAGCUUUAGCUUUAAAAUUCACCAAACCCCUAAAAUCAGCCGAUGUGGAUGAGAAAGGAGAAGCCGUCCUGCUCUGCGAGCUCAACAAACCGGAUGUCACCACAGAAUGGAGAAAGGGAGCGACCACCAUCAGAUCCGGGGGGAAGUAUGAGAUCAGCGUCAACAGGAACGUCCACAACCUAUGUAUCAAAGACGUCACAAUAGAGGAUUCUGGAGAAUACAGCUGUAUUGUAGGAAACGAGAGAACAUCGGCAAAACUACAUGUAAAAGCGCUGCCUGUGGUUUUCACACAAGAGCUGCAGAACAGUGAGCCUCAGGAGGGUCAGUCGGCUGUGUUGCGGUGCACAGUUUCCCGGGAUGGGGCCCCUGUAGAGUGGAGGAAGGGGGCCCUGGUCCUACAGCCUGGUGAUAAGUAUGAGAUGACACAGAACGCUUGUGUAGCUGAACUAGUGAUACACAAUGUGGACCUGGAGGACUGCGGCCUAUACACUUGCAGCACCGGAUCCGCACAGACCACCGCCUCCGUAUUUGUUCAAGAGAGUAACGUAGAUAUAGUGUCCGGUUUAAAGAACAUGGACGUCUUUGCGGGGGAGACGGCCACUUUCUCCUGCGAGCUGUCCAGUCCAGGUUUACGGAAUGUGCAGUGGUGGCUUGACGGUUCUCCCCUGCAGAACAGCCCAGUGAACCAGAUCUCAGUGCACAGCGGCAGAGUCCACAACUUAACCCUUAAAAACCUGGGGACCAAUGACUCUGGGAUAGUCACUUUCAAAGCCGGCUCCCUCAUAUCUACCGCUAAACUCUUAAUAAAAGAUCCAACCAUUGAGGUGGUCAGUCCAAUGAACGACCUCAUCAUUGAUGAAGAUGACACAGCAGAGUUCAUCUGCCAGUACUCUAGGCCAGUGCAGGCUGCGUGGAAGAAAAACGAUGUAGACGUAUUUGCCGACGGGAAGAGGGUCAUUGUCGAGCAAGACUGGAAUGUGGCCAAGUUGACCAUUAAGUCUGUGGUUCCUGAGGACAGUGGAGUCUAUGUGUGUGAAGCGGGAGGCACUAGGGUUGUCGCCAUGCUUGAUGUUGAAGAGAAGAAUAAGAUAUUACAGGGUCUGGAGAAUGUGGAGGCAGUGGAGGGUGGAGAGGCGCUAUUCGAGUGCUACCUCUCUAAGCCCGAGUGCUACAACUACAACUGGCUGGUGGAUGAUGAGCCGGCCAAGACCUCGGACACGGUGGAGAUGGUUUACUUUGAAAAUGGCCGCCGACACCUGCUGCUGCUGAAGAACCUGACGGCAGGGGACAGCUGCCGGGUGACCUUCAUGGCCGGGGAUGCCGUUUCUUCUGCUUUUCUAAAUGUGCGAGGCUGGCGUCUAGAUGUUGUGAACCCGCCCGUUGACACGGAGGUGGUUGCAGGGGACAAGGCAAUGUUUACCUGUGUGCUCAGCGAGGCAGUGCCGGUUAAUGAGGUUUCCUGGUAUUUUAAUGGAGUGCCCAUCGAGCCCGAUGAGAACUGGCACAUGUACGUGGAUGGGAACCAGUACAAGCUGCUUCUAAGAGAUGCACAGACACAUCACACCGGGGAGGUGGCCUUUGCUUCCAGAGAUGUUGUCGUUUCUGCCAAUCUGGUCAUUCUUGAACAUCAGGUGACGGUUCAGCAGCCGCUACAACAUAAAUCUGCGGUCCCGGGGGAGACGCUGCGCCUGGAAUGUGAACUGUCCAAGGAAAGUCCUGAUGUCACCUGGAUGAAGAACGAUGAACCGCUGCAUCCAGGAACCAAAUACCAGACCAUGUCUGAGGGGAAGAGACAGAUCCUGCUCAUCCAUGACAUCUCCGCUGAGGACCAAGCCACCUACUCAUGUGUCACCUCGUCGGGUGCUCAGACAUCGGCCACUGUAUCUUUGGGAGUACAAACAAUCACAGAGCUGGUGACGAUACAGGACAUCCUCGGUUUGGCUCAUGAAAAGAUGGAUCAUGAGUCAGAAGACAGUGCACAGCCCAACCUACCCCCAGAAGCCGCUCAAGAAGGAGAUCUCCAUCUCUUAUGGGAAGCAAUGACCAAAAAGAGGAGAAUGAGCAAAGAGCCCACCUUAGAUUCCAUCUCCGAAGUCCCAGAAGAAGAUUUAAAACUCAAACGUAAAAAAGAGGCCGAGCGUCAGGCAGAUUUCUCAGGAUACACUUCUGAAGACGUGGCAAAGACCAGCGAGGCUGAUUUCUCUCUAACAAGUUCUGAUGACGAGUCCCGGGCAGGGACACCAUCUCUGGUCUCCUACCUUAAAAAGGCGGGUCACUCCACCAUCACCUGUGGAAGUAAGGUCCAGACGGUCUCUGCAAGCAAGUUCUUCAGGCACUUUGAAAUCUCAAACAUCACCGAGGUGAAGGAGGUGAAGAAAACGGCACCUGUGGAAGAACCCAACUUGGCGGAAAUAUUUGAUGAUGAUGACCCGGCUUUGGACAAGGCAGCCGUCAAGAUUCAGGCGGCAUUUAAAGGUUAUAAGGCAAGAAAGGUGAUAAAGCAACAGGAGUGUCCCGUGUUUACUGAGACCUUCAAAGACCUCUCCGUGGAGUCCGGAGGAACAGUCCACCUGGAGUGUGUGGCAGACAGUAAGAGCGACGUGACAGCUCGAUGGAUGAAGGACGGUAAGGAGCUGUCUGAUGGUCGUCAUUACCACAUCGACAAUUACCCCGAUGGCACCUGCUCCCUCAUAAUCACGGCAGUGGAGCUCCAGGACACCGGCAAAUACACAUGCGAGGCCUCCAACAAAUUUGGUGUGGUGUCCCACAGUGCCAAUCUGGUGGUAGAGGGUAGAGAACCAGAGACUCCACAAAAACCCAUCCACAUUCCAUCAAGAACCUCCAUAGACAGCGAAACAGAAAGUUCUGGAAGUGACUUGGAUGAUGCCUUCCGGAAGGCUGGCAGGAGGCUCCAUAAAAUCUUCAAGUCUGCCAAGUCCUCCCUGGAGAUGUCUGAAGAAGAGCUUUUUGUCAGUGCUGAUGAGGGGGACCCACCCAUAGUGGACCACCAGACCUACCGGGAGGACGACAGGUACAUUUACAUUAAGUUUGAAGUCACGUCAGAAGCCGCAGUCGCCGCCCAUAGGUUCCGAGAAAUGUUCUCAGCGAUGGGGAUCCCUGUAAAGAUCGAUAUCCUGGAGCAGGGGCCAAAGAAGAUCGAGUUACGGAUAAUGAAAGUAGAAACGGGGCCCACGGAGCAACAAAAGCUGGAGGCCAAGAAACAGAUGACCUUACUGACAUCAGACACAGCGCCCAUCUUUAUCACGGAGCUCCAGAACCAGGAGGUGUUGGACGGAUAUCCCGUUAGCUUUGAUUGUGUUGUGAUUGGAAAACCGAUGGCGACCGUGCGCUGGUCCAAGGACGGUAAAGUGAUCGAGGAAGACGACCAUUAUAUGAUCAAUGAGGACCAAGAUGGCUGCCACCAGCUCAUCAUCACCGCUGUGGUGCCCACAGACAUGGGGGUCUACAGGUGCCUGGCCGAGAACAGAAUGGGCGUGGCCUCUACCAAGGCGGAGCUCCGGGUGGACUUGACCAGUACAGACUACGACACAGCAGAGGCCACCGAGACCUCGUCCUACUUCAGUGCCCAGGGAUACGCGUCCAGGGAACAGGAGAGUCUGGAGUCGUCCUCGGAGCAGGAGCAGCUGCCACAGAUCCUGGAGGAGCUCAGAGAUGUCCUCGUGGCCCCCGGGACCCCAAUCGCCAGAUUCCAAAUCAGAAUGAAAGGGUUACCUCGCCCGCGGCUCUAUUGGUUUAAGGACGGGCAGCCGCUCCUCGCCUCCGAGCGGAUCCUGCUGACCAAGAAGAAGAAGCUGCACGUCCUGGAGAUCCUCAAUGUGAGGCGCGAGGACGCCGGGGAAUACUCCGCCUACAUGAGUAACUGCGCCGGAUCUGCAUAUUCUUCCGCCAGGUUAUCGGUGAAAGGUCCAGGAGAGCUGCAGAAAGAGAAGUCUGCGGAGGAGGUCGGAGACCUGGAGAAGCCGGUCCCUCCGAUGUUCCUGGAGAGAUUCACAAACAAGAAGGUGCUGAAGGGCUCGAGCAUCACCUUAUCUGUGAAGGUGGAAGGGAUCCCGUCUCCCACAGUCACUUGGUUGAAGGAGGAAUCUCCAGAAGACGUUCUAUGGAUCAGACCCGAGACGAGGGGCUAUAAGUUGGCGCGCUCCAACAUGCACCACAGCCUGAUCCUGCUGGACGUGGGCACAGAGUUCACCGGGGCGUAUACCUGCAUCGCCACCAACAAAGUGGGCCAGUCAAUAUGCAGCGCAUCGGUGGAGGUGUUAGAAGAAAAGGAUGCACAGAUCCUGGCAGAAGCUGAUAAGAUCGUGAAGGACGCACUGAGGUCAUCUGUACCAGGAUUUGAAGGAGACGCAGAGAAGGGGAAACUUGGGAUUUCAGUGCAGCCGCCAGAUGUAGACGGUGAAUCAAGAACAGUGCAGAAGACGCAGAUUUCAUUGACGGAUGUGGGGACAGAGGAGUUUUUCCAGAAACUAACAUCACAAAUCACAGAAAUGGUGUCCGCGAAAAUCAGUCAAGCUACUCUCCGAGUCCCCGGGAUGCCCGGCAUGGAUAGUGACGAUGAGUCCAAGACCCCCUCAGCCUCCCCCCGUCAUGGCAGGUCCCGGCCGUCCUCCAUCGCUGUGGAGUCUUCAUCAGAGUCUGAGGAUGGAGACCCCAGAGGAGAGGACAGACUCCAGACACCCAAGGAUUUGUACCCAAUUAGUGUAGAACAUCUGGUCCGGGGUUUUGGCAGUGAGGUCCUUAGUGGGCACAACGAUAACCCACUUGGAAUAGUGGUCCACCAUGACCCCCCUCACUUUAUCGAGGUGCUGGCAGAUUGUACCGCAGAGCUGGGAGAAACCAUCAAACUGGCGUGUCGUGUCACCGGGACGCCAAAACCCACCGUCACCUGGUACAAAGACGGUCGCGGGGUGGAGGUGGAUCCACAUCACAUCAUUAUUGAGGAUCCAGAUGGUUCCUGCACCCUCAUCCUGGACAAUAUGACUGGCGCCGACUCCGGGCAGUACAUGUGCUUCGCCUGCAGCCCAGCGGGCACUGCCAGUACACUUGGCAAGAUCCUGGUGCAAGUCCCUCCGAGAUUUGUGAACAAGAUGCGAGAUGUUUACUUUGUGGAUGGAGAAGAUGCGCAGUUCUCAUGUGUAAUUGAAGGGGCCCCGUACCCACAAAUAAGGUGGUACAAGGACGGACAUCUUCUGCCGGAUUCCACCAAGCACCAGACGUUUGCUGAGCCGAGGAGCGGGGUCCUGGUCCUGGUGAUAAAGAACGCGACUAAGGACGAUGUGGGACACUAUGAGUGUGAGGUGAGUGUCGUCCAAGAGGAGACUAUAACAACCGUGGUGAAGAGUCCAAGGAUGAGAAGAAGAAUGUCCCCAUCUCCAUCACGUCCAGGUUCAGGACAUUCUCCAGCAAGAACCUCGAGGUCUGAGAUGUCCACAGCAGAACCCUACUUUAUAUCACGAGGCAAACCAUCUGCCUAUAGGUCUGAACAAGAAACACGAAGGACUGUGGUUCCCACACUCUUUGUCACGGAGCCAGAAGAUGAGCGAGGAGCUUCUGCCCGGCCGGAUGAACAAAAGUCUCGCUGGGUUGAGGUGGAAGAAAUUAUUGAAUUCAAAGUGAAGAAAUCACCAAAACCACAAAGGAAAAGUGUAAUGUCUCCAGCCAAGCCAGAAAAAGAUGAUCGACCCGGAAGGAAGUUCCCCCAGUACGGCUCAAGAUCAAGAGCAUUCCCCAGUAAUGACCCCAACACAAACAACUCCAACAAUAAACUGGUGGAGGAGUCAAAGUCCACACUGACAUCUUGUAGCUUAUCGGAAGUGGACAUCCCAUCAAUGGAAUAUGAUUUCCUAGGACAAGAGUCAGAGGCUGAGGAUGUUCUCCAUCUAGAGCAAAUGGAUGAUGUAGAGGAAGAGUGUGGGAUCAUCACUAAACCUGAGUCCCCAGAGGCUGACCUCGAGGAUGAAAGGUCCUCUCCACCAGUAGAGUCACAUACCAGGGACAAUAAAGCACAACUUCCAGAUGAGGUAGAAUUACCAGAACCUGACCAAAUGGCAUCUCUAGAAGUAGAAGAUUAUAUCGUGGAAGAACCAGUAGAUGAAGAUACUGAAGACUUAGGAAACAGAGAUCAGAAAGUCCUUACUCGCGAUGGGAAAGUCCUUACUUUAGAGGAUCUUGAAGAUUAUGUUCCAGGUCAAGGAGAGACUUAUGGAUGUGAUGAAAAUGUUGCAAACAUCUCAGGGGAUGCUCCAUGUGAGAUCUCUGUUCUACAGGCAGAAAUAAAUGAGCCGACCAUCGGCAAACCUGUGCUGCUGAAUGUGGGGAGGCCGUUGGUACCUAAACAUAGACAGAGUUUCUUCAGCCACUUAAAAGAAGGUAUCGGAAGCAUGUUCACCGUGGGCUCAAGAAUGAGUAGGAUGAAUGCAAUGGGAUUCUCAGAUGUGUCUUUCCAUAUGAAGGAAACCACCAUGGCAGCAGCUACUGUCGGCACUUCAUUGACCAGUCAGUCAUCAUUUAACAUCAAACCCUCUUACUGCACUGAGGUCCAACGUCCAGUAGACAACGGUCAACCCAGCUUCAAGACGGAGGUUUCUACAAGAACCUUAAGUUACGGAACUGUGGGUGAAACGGGGAGCAGGAGGGGGGGGGGGGGGGGGGGGAGCCUGAGUACCUGGUACCUGCAUCUCCCUAUAACCCGCUGUAUUUCCACAGGGGGCGGAGCUUUGUUGGAUGACUCUAUCCGGGCUUCUCUACAACGCGCAGACCAGGAGAUCAGACAAGUGCUUAAGAAACUGGACACCUCUGCCCCGGGGGUCACCGCACCUCAAGAAGUUGCCCCCAAAAAUGAGGAAACCAUCAGGAGUGCAGAGGAGGAAGGGGAGGACAGUGCGGAUGUAUUCAGGGAUGCCGACACACAGACACCCGAAGACAACACCUGUGACGAUGCCCGGUGGGUGCUGCUUGUCAGCGAGGCCACAGAAGUUCAUCCUGAGGUCAGUUCUUCAGAGACCCAGACAGAAGCGGCCGCCCCAGAGACAAUAAUCCCUAUCAGGCUUCAGAUGGAUGCUGCGGAGCGGAGAUGCUGGACACAGGGGGCUCAGCACUGGGAUGUCCACAGCCAUGUCUACAUCCAGACCACACACAAGAGCUGCCUGCACGUCAGCCCGGAGCCGGGAGCCAAUCCCCCAUAUAUGCAGGAGACCAUAGAAGACGUUCACAGCUAUCGGGGAGAAACAGCACAAUUUGAUGCUCUAAUAGAUGGAAGCCCCCCGCUGACCAUAGUCUGGUAUAAGGACCAGAAGCUGCUGAAGGAAAGUGACCGAAUCCAGAUGCUGCGAGAGGAGAGGAGAUACUCGCUGAUCAUCCGUCACACAGAGGCGGCAGACGGCGGGGUGUACACCUGUGUGGCCCGAAACUUUGCCGGAGAAGUGUCCUGCAAGGCCGAACUGGUGAUGGUGGUUGAAGAGAAGGAGCAGGAGAUGAAGCCGCAGCACAGGAGGAGGAAGCUGAAGUCGUUCUUCGAGGUUAAAGAAGAGAUUGGGAGGGGAUCCUUUGGUUUUGUGAAACGUGUUGUGCACAAAGGAAAUGGAGCCACAUGUGCAGCCAAAUUCAUCCCGCUGAGAAGCAAGACCCGUCAGCAGGCAUACCGUGAGCGGGAUAUCUUGUCGGUGGUGUCACAUGACCGGGUGACUCUGCUGCUUGACGCCUUUGAAACCAAAAAGACAUUAAUUCUUAUCAUGGAAAUAUGUUGCGGAGAAGAACUGCUGGAUCGGCUCUUCCGUAAACGCACGAUCACUGAGAAGGAGGUGAAGAUCUACAUCCGGCAGCUGCUCGAGGCCAUUGCUUAUCUCCACGACAAGAACAUUCUGCACCUGGACAUCAAGCCGUCAAACAUCCUGAUGGUUCACACCGACCAGGAUGACAUCAAACUCUGUGACUUCGGAUCAGCGCAGAAGAUCAUUUCCUCUGAUUUCCAGUACAGCAAAUACGGGUCCCCAGAGUUUGUGGCCCCAGAAAUCGCCUCCCAGGCUCCAGUGUGUACGGCUUCCGAUAUCUGGCCCGUUGGGGUGAUCUGCUACUUAUGUCUGGUCAGUGCUUCGCCAUUUGCCGGUCAGAAUGACAGAGAGACGUUACUGAACGUACAACAAGGGAAGAUCAGCUGGAGCGCCCCGGGCUUCACCCAGCUGAGCGCCGACGCCAAACACUUCAUGAUGGCGACCGUGCACAUGUCUCCUGACGCCCGGCCCAGCGCCAGCGAUUGUAUCCGCCACCAGUGGUUUACGAUGAGUUCUGGCCAGGACGACACUCGGCCCAUCAGCUCCAAGAACCUCAGAUUCCUUGUGGCUCGCAGCCGGUGGCAGCGCUCGUUGAUGUCUUAUAAAUCCAUCCUGGUGAUGAGGCCGAUUCCGGAGCUUCUGAAUGGCAAGCUGGAGAGCACGUCCCUGGGCAUCCCCCGACACUUGGUGGAGUGCAGCAGCUCGUCCACCAGCAGCGGCUCGUCUUCCGAUAAUGAGAGUGAUAUCAGCCCCACGGCCAGGGACUGUAACCCUUCUCUUGAGCUGCACUUAUCGAUUUUCAAAAUGUCUGAAAAGGAAAUACUGCAAAAGUCAAACGCAUCGGAAUCCGGAGAAGGACAAGAAAAUAAAGACAUCUCUGAAGACAAGAAGAUGGAAAGUCCAGACUCCUCCCCAAAGGCGAAACACAAAUGUGAACAUGACAUUGUGCUUGGGAUGACUGAAAGCCCAAAGGAGCAGGAGGAAGAAGACAAAAUGUUGGUUCAUUCUGUGGAGACAUCUCCAGGAAGGCAACACAUCUGUAGGUCAGCCACCAUUGAAGUUGGAGGCCUCGCUUCUAAGAAACCAAAGACUGGAUCUUUUAUUAGGGGGACUUCUGCAGACAGUGCCCUGCUACUACAAAGAGCGGCCGAGAAACCAUCAUCGGUCUGUGUACCCAGACAAAGUAUCAUUAAAAGCACCUUCUACAACCAGGACUCUGAAGGGUCCGGCAUUGUACCGCUAGAUGACCUGCUGAAAGACAAAGACUUCAUCAGGCAUCGGGAGCGAGCACGCAGGAGUUUGAUGAAAGCUGGAUAUUCACCAAAAAUUUUGAGCGGUUUGCGAGAACCUCUUCUUGAACAGUUUGCCAUGGAACAAAGAAUGUUGUCUGACCAAGAUGGUCAGCUCGGCUCCCUCAAGAAAUCAGCUUCAUUUGACACAGCCAAGGGAUCCUUUAAGUCUUCGUUCAAAGUCUCCAGCCGAAGUCGAUCCCUGGAUGACUACAAAUCAAGGUCCUUGAGUGUCUAUAAGGGAACUCUGGUGGAAGAAGUAGAUCAAGAUCCUUUGAGAGUUGAACAAAUAUCCUUGAAGAAGAUGGACACCGACUAUAAGCUUCUUCCUGAGGACUCUGCACCUCCUGAGGGUCAUAAGUUUUCAGCACCAGUAAAGAUUUUGUCAACACAAAGGCCUCUGUCUGCACCCUCUACAGGCAGGGAAAACACCAUUAUUGCAGUCUUCCAUCAGCAUCCAAUACUGGAAUCCACCAGAAUUAGAGAAAGGCCAUCCUCUGUACCACCACAGGUAGAAGAAAGUACCAUAAUAACCUUUGUGAGACCAAGACAAACUACAGAAUCCACAGAGAUUAAGAAAAUGGACAUAGUGAAGGUUCCUCCUCUGUCUCCUCAAUCAGGCAUAAAGGAGGAUGCUCAACCCUUAGACAUUCAAGGCGGAGUGAUGUUCACAGUCCAUAGCAGAUCUGAGGGAAACGACUUCUUAGUCUCUGAUGCUUCAACAAAAAAAGAUAAAUCCUCUGAACACUUAACUGUGGACAAGAUAAGGACUGACGGGUCAGAGGAUUCUCCAGCCGAUACUUUGUUUCAGCUUGUAGAGUUAAGCAACGAUAAUAACACAGUGAUGGCGGUGAUACAGGGAACCUCAGAGGAACCCAUCACAGAUCUGGGAGAAUAUGAUAGAAGUCCAGAGAAGAUGGCCGAUCCUGUCCCUGAGCCACUGCAGGAAGAAACAGCCAGAGAAUCCUCCGACAGUACAACCCUGCGAGGUAAGACUAUGGCUGAGUCCACAGCUUGCCAGCCUGAUGAUGGAGACAAGAUACAACCAUCCAUCAGCCAGAUGCCAGACCUCCAGAAAGAUCACGGGGAAGAAAUGUCUCCACCUGAAACUCUACAAACUACUCAUAAAGUGCCACCCCCACCAGAUAAUAGUGAGGUGUCUCCUAAGGCUGAUGUUGCUGGCAAAGAUUUGCAAUGUCCUGUAUAUAGUGAUGGACACAGCCUGACAUUGGAGGACUUAGUGGGAGAGAUGUCCUCAUUGUCAGAUGAGAUGGAUGUGUUGGCAGGUGAAGAGAAGCCGGUCAGCCAAGAAACUCCUCCUUUCCCACCAAUCAUUACCCCAGAAUUACAAGAUGUGGGUCAUUACACGUCAGAGUUCCCCGCAAUGGUAACAGACCCGAGUCCCAUGGAGCAAAUCCUGAAGGAGUCACAGGUAACGUCAGCGUCACAGUGUAGCUUCUACGAGAGUCUGUCUCGGGCCGAGGUCUCCACCGUUGAGAGCCACAGCUCCAGUAAGACAUUUAUUUCCCAUUCAGACAGUUCUGGCACAGGGCGACGAUCUGACAACUUCUCGGACUUCGAUGAAGCAGGGAGACAUUCGGAAGUGUCACUGGUAGAGAUUGGUGGAAUUCAUCACCAGAAGGCGUCUAUGAGUCCAGCGCUUCCCCAGUUUGAUGUUGGUGCCGCCCGUUCCCAGCUCUAUGACUUUUAUGAUAUAUUCGCGUCUCCCCAGACGUCUUUGACUGCUGAGGAACCAAAGUUUAAUUUGUUAUCUACAACGUCUCAGCCUCCGACCUGCUGUGGUGAAACUGCGAUGGAAACCUCAUCUGUGGAGAAGGACAUGAGUUCCGGACCACCACAGCACUCACUGCAGGCCUCAGAGCUUCACCAAAUUACAACAAAAGACAAAAAAUUCUCAAGAAAGCGAAUCAAACUCUUCAGACCUAAUGGGAAAUCUGAGAAAACUGUGAAAACUGUAGAAGCAAGUCUGAAGCAAAAAGUAAAAGCCUCCGUGGCCAACAUUUCCCGGAUCAUCAAAAGAAAGCCGGGGAACGGGAAAGAAGGUCCCUCAGACAUGAUGAAGGUCCCAGUUGUUGAACAAGCAGCAGCCGGCAAAGUCUCUGGAUCAGUAAAGAGAAGAGUUCUCCCGACCUUCAGACUGCCAAACCUCAGCGGCAAGGACAAAGCCCCAGCAUUUGUGGAGGAGCUGACAGAUCAGACGGUGGUGGUGGGUCACAUGGUGACGUUAUCCUGCAGGACGGCGCAACCGGUGACAGACGUGGAGUGGUAUAAAGACGGCGUUCUCCUCCGAAGCAGCGAGCGGCUUCUCAUCUCCUCCACCCUGAAGAACUAUCAUCUGCUGACUAUCCUGGUGGUGACCGCGCAGGACCUGGGCAUCUACGCCUGUGUGGCCACCAACGUGCUGGGCAGCGCCUCCACCUGCUGCAUCAUUAAGAAGGCCGAGAUCCCGUGUUGCCCCAGCAGCCCAGAGGUGGCGCAAGUGUACAAGGAUGGAGCGCUGAUCGUAUGGAAACCAGUGGAGUCCAGCUCUCCGGUCACCUACUUCCUCCAGUACAAAAGGGAGGGUGAGGAGUGGCGGGCGCUGACUCUGGACGUGUCGGAUUGCUGUUACUCCACCCACAGUCUGUGUGAGGGCCACGUCUACUCCUUCCGCGUCGCCUGUAUCAGUAAGGCCGGGAUGGGGCCCUAUAGUGAGGCGUCUGCUGCUGUGAGGAUCGGGAGGCAGAGCCCAGCAAACAUCCCGUUACCCGGAGCCGCGGAGCCGCAGGAUUCAUCGGGAUUCAUCGCUGAUUUACAGAUUGAGGGGAGGAGGGGUCGGUUCAGCUCGGUGAGAUUGUGCACAGAGAAGUCCACGGGACGAUCAUUCGUGGCCAAGGUCAUCCCGUACACGGAGGAGACCAAGGAGGCCGCGCUCCAGGAGUAUCAGAUGCUGAAGACGCUUCAUCACACCAAUGUGGUGCAGCUACACGCCGCGUAUCUGAGCCCGCAAGACCUGGUGCUCAUCCUGGAGCGGUGCGAGGGCCGCCAGCUGCUGAACUGCCUGUCCGCGGGGCCCUCGUAUUCGGAGCUGGAGGUGCGGGAUUACCUCUGGCAGGUCCUCAGUGCGGUGGAAUUCCUACACGACAAACAGAUCCUGCACCUGGACCUGAGGUCGGAGAACAUCAUCAUCACGGAGCACAAGCUGCUGAAGAUCCUGGACUUCGGGAAUGCACAGUACUACUUCCCCGAUAAAGUCAUCGCCCCCCAGAGAUACACAGACUUCCCCGAGACCAUGGCUCCGGAGUUAUUGGAAGGUCAGGGGGCGGCUCCACCCACCGAUAUCUGGGCGGUCGGGAUCACCGCGUUUAUCAUGUUGAGUGCGGAUCUCCCCUUUAGCCAUGAGGCGGAGCUGGACAUAAAGAAGGGUGUGGUCAGAUUUAGUCGCUGUUACGCCGGACUGUCUGGAGGAGCUGUGCGUUUUCUGCAGAGCACGUUAUGGGCCAAUCCCUGGGGGCGCCCCUCUGCCUCGGACUGUCUGAAGAUGCCGUGGCUGCAGGAGGCCGGACUGGCCACGUCGGAGGAGCCUCCGGUUCUUUUUGACUGCGCAAAACUAAGAAGCUUUCUUCAUGAGCGGAGGAAACGGGAGGCGGCGGUGACGCAGAAAAGCCAAUGACCCUCCCCCAAAGUCUCCUAGGAGGAUCGAAGAGCACAAUAGAUUGUGUAUACAGCGCCCCCACAAGGCCAUAUCUGGGGACAGAAGGUCCUGCCAUUACCUGGACCCCUUCUCUCCAUUAACCCCUUACUAGUUUGAUAACAUUGCAGUGCCUGUUAGUAGGGGGGCUCUGCAGGGGCGGGACCAGUCUCAGCUCCGCCCCAGUCUCUUCCAUGGUGGCCAUCAGGACCCCGGCCCGGAGUGCUGGGACCGCCCACUCUUCAGCCUCCAUAUCCUCUUUGUAUCACGUAGACGUUAGGAUGUAACAUUUACCGUGUUGGGUUUCUAUGUAAACAUUUACUAACAAGCUGAAAACAUGGCGCACAUCCUGACCGCUCCGUGGAUCUUAUUAUAACUGUGGGGGGCUGAAAGGGUCAAUUCAGGCUCCGCCCACCACAGACUUAAGGACUGCGCUGUUCUCAGCAGCUGCGUCAGGGUUAAUCUGCGUCUUUAUUCGGAGUUAAGGGAACAGAUUUUUACCUCUGGUCAUGUGGAGUCACGUUUAUAAUCUCUUUACUGUUGUCAGAUUUGUCUGUUUGAUCUUUUUUCAAUAAAGUUUUGAG